Nylanderia fulva is the source of this 2176-nucleotide messenger RNA. RefSeq names its product putative sodium-coupled neutral amino acid transporter 10. Gene Ontology annotation, cellular component: membrane. NCBI's taxonomy places the organism in Eukaryota, Metazoa, Arthropoda, Insecta, Hymenoptera, Formicidae. The record is from RefSeq and is a predicted model, not a curated record. Gene Ontology annotation, biological process: amino acid transmembrane transport. Gene Ontology annotation, molecular function: L-amino acid transmembrane transporter activity.
CAACUUCUGUUAUAAACUUUGAAUUAUUUUUUUCAAGAUAAUUAAUAUAUCACUCAAGACGACUUUCCGGAUCGACUCUUGAUAAUUGCAAAAGAAUUUGAAGAGACAUCACAUUGUGACAAAGAGGAAGAGUUACAACUUUAAACUUCGAUAUGUCGACAACUAUGUCGAUUCAGGCUUUGUCGAAACUUAUAACAAAAUUACAAUUACCACUAGUGAUGUCUCCCAUUAAUAGCUUCGUAGGGGUGGGUCUCCUAACUAUGCCCUUCUGCUUCAAACAAUGCGGCAUCGUCUUGGCCAUUUUGCUGUUAAUUCUGUGUAACAUCUUGUCACGACUUGCGUGUUACUUUCUCAUCAAGCCGAUUGAAAAAGUGGGUAGACGCAUGUUUGUACUACUUGCUUCACACGCGUUUGGUCAGACGGGGAAAUUUCUCGCGCAUCUUUUAAUCAUCGGUUUUAUGCUGGGUACUUGCGUCGCCAACUUCAUCGUCAUCGGCGAUUUGGUAUCGCAGAUAAUCAGCUAUGUGACGGGAGAGACAACAUUGGAGAUACAUCGCAUCCUCUGCAUAAUCAUAAUCGGAUUUACAACAAUUUUUCCUCUAGGACUGCGUCAAAAUCUCUAUUAUUUGGUUAACUAUUGGAAUGAGUUUACGAUAUUCUUCUAUUAUUUGAUUGCAGCAGAGAUGGUAAUCACAUCUCUUUUUAUCAUCUAUUCGGAAAAUUGGACAGACAGUGUUAAUUAUUGGAGAUUAGAUGGCAUUUUCCAGUGCCUGCCAAUAUUCUUCAUGGCUUCCUUCUGCCAUAUUCAAAUGCUUGAAAUAUAUAAAAUGACUUUGACUUUAUAUUCACCGUUAAUGUAUAAUAUUGCAAAAAAAGCAUUAAAUAAAUGUACUUAUAUAUAUAUAAUUGUUGGCUUGUUUGGUUACAUUUGUUUUUAUAAUAGUCAAUCACUCACAGGAAAUAUAUUACUGAGUUUCCAGCCUAACAUAGUAUCCACACUGAUUCAAAUGGGAUUCAUAUUAUUGAUUAUAUUCAGUUUCCCCCUAGUUAUUAUGAAUUGUCGUAACAGCUUGAAUUCCCUUUUAUGUAACAAGUUAUCAGUUGACAAACUAUUUGCCAGUCAUUUGUCAUUAUUUAGAUGUCUAUGUCUCACUAUCUUAAUAAUCAUCACUUCUAUGAUAAUUGCUAUUCGAAUACCAAGCCUAGAGAUUGUUCUUAAUAUCAUGGGAUCGACGAUUGGAGGAAUGAUCUUCAUAUUUCCGGCAGCAAUUUUUAUACGUAUAAUAAAUAGCAGUAAUCUUAGUCAAAGAUUACUAUCGUAUUUCGUUGUUAUAUUCGGUGUUUGUUUUACGGCUUUCUAUAUGCACGCCAAUUUUUACUCAAUGGAAGAGUCUACAAAUACAAAAUCAUUGAAUAAUAUAAGUUCGACACUGAAAGAUGACAUUAAAGUAUCCAUAGCGAAACCUAUGAUUGAUAAAGAAGAACAAAGUGCCGAAGAAAUUGAUGAAGCAGCAGUAAAUUCUUUUACGCCGAGAGAAGAGUUAAAAGCAGAAAUAUUUAAAACCUUAAAUGAUAUGGAAACGUCACAGGAAGAAGCAAGAAAUAAUGUACAUUAUUUCCUUCGUGUUGAAGACAAGCUCAUCGGUCUUGAUAAAAUAUCCGAGUUUUUUUUACCUGAUAGACAAAAAGAAAAAAUGUCGAAAUUUAAGUUUUUGGAAUUUAAAGAGGAAAGUAUAGAGGAAUCUAUAGAGAACUGCAUAGAGAUGCGAAAAAUAGAGUAUGAAUAAAAUAUAAAAUAUAGAAUUUUGAAAGUAAUUUAAAAAAUAAAGAAAAGUAUAUGUCAUUAUUAAGUGUCGUAUCAGAUGGAACUCUACAGACUCUAUUCUUCUGAUGAGAAGAAAAAUUAUGAAGAUAAAAAAUUUGUCAAGCAAUUAUUUAUAUUGAGCUCAAUUAAAGUUGCCUCUGAUUAAAGUGAACGUUUAUUUGUCCAAACAGGAAAAUAACAAUAAAGACCAUUUCUAUGGAUCCGUUUCCAUCGUUCUUAAUGUGGAUAAUGUGAGAGAGAGUUUAAAAACUUCUGAAAAUAUUGUGUAUACAGGUAAAAAAAAUAUCCACAGUAAUAUUUUUUUUAAAAUAAUAGAAUUCACACUACAAAUAACUGUAAGACAUAGUUUGU